Messenger RNA from Guillardia theta CCMP2712, 2019 nucleotides. RefSeq lists its product as hypothetical. Lineage: Eukaryota; Cryptophyceae; Pyrenomonadales; Geminigeraceae. The record is from RefSeq and is a predicted model, not a curated record. Gene Ontology annotation, molecular function: protein binding; protein N-acetylglucosaminyltransferase activity. Bases 1 to 2019 code for a protein of 672 amino acids. The transcript is spliced from 24 exons. Gene Ontology annotation, biological process: protein O-linked glycosylation.
AUGUGCUUGUGCUUGAUGAGUCUGGUAGACUCAAAGCAAAAGAGCUUUGCGGAUCUCGGCUAUGAAGGAGUUGAUCUGUCCAACCAGGGAAGGUUUGACGAAGCACUCAUGCUCUUCUUAGAGAUGGAACGCAUGCAGCCACUGGAUGCAGAGAACCUUGUAAACAUCGCGAUCUGCCUGGAGAAUCUCAACCGGCUGGAUGAAGUGGAAAGAUACUUGCAGAAGGCUACCAAAAUCGAGCCGAAGCGCGAAGACGCCUGGAGCAUGCUGGGGCAAGUGUUUAUCGACUCUGCUCUGGUAGCCUACAGCAAGGCUAUCAAGUUGCACCCCAAGGCAGACAUGCUUUACUUUGCGCGUGGCAAUGCUCAUCAAGCAAGGGGAGAUCACUACAGCGCUUCUGCAGAUUUCUUGCAGGCGACCAAGAUUCAAGACUCCAACUAUCAGGCGUGGAACAACCUUGGCAGCGCGUACAUGAGUUUAUCCCAGAACGAGGAGGCGAUCCAAGCUUUGCGGAAGACGCUGACGUUCAUCCCAACCCAUCCUAUCCCUCUCACAAACCUCGUCAUCACUGAGAACAGAGUCUGCGAGUGGAGCCGCAAGUACAAGCAUAACAAGCUUCUCCGGAAAGCUCUCCAUGAGCAGCUGGCUCAGCGACGCUCUUUGGUUGUUCCCUUCCAUGCCUUCGAGUUCAAUUUCAGCUCAGACGAGCACAAGAGGAACGCUCAGAUGUGGUCGAGGACCGUGGAAGAAAAAGUUGCAUACCUCAACCGCUUUGAACCGGGAGGUUCGAAACUGGCAGGGAAAGGUAGCAGAUUGAGAAUAGGUUACUUGUCGGGAUCCGGGUUUCACAACUCCACCACCACCGCUCGGAGCAUGAGGAGUCAAUUCUCAAUGCACAAUCGCAUGUCGGUAGACGUCUACUGCUACGCUGCUCAGGGCGAUGAUGGUUCGCCUGUUCGCGCUGCGAUCAAGCGAGGAUGCGACAAGUUCGUGGAGCUUCAGGGGAAGAGCCAUCAAAUGAUGGCAGAGAGAAUAAGAGAUGACAACAUCAACGUUCUUAUCGACCUCACUGGCUACACUAUGAACAUGCAGACUGAGGUGUUCGCUAUCGGUCCUUCUCCAAUUCAGGCGAUGAUCCCAUUCAUGGACCCAAGGUGUGAGGAGCUGCUGGAGAUGAAGAUGGAGCUGAUGGAAAUGAUGAUGAUGAUGAUGAUGAUGAUGAUGACAAUGACGAUGAUGGAGACGAUGAUGGAGACGAUGAUGGUGGAGAUGGAGAUUGAGAUGAUGAUGGAGAUGAUGAUGGAGAUGAUGAUGGAGGUCGUGAUGAUGAAUAUCCUCUCAAAGAAUGAGAAAGUGCGGAGGAUCACGUCUGAUGAUGAACAGCCCACCAGGAGAGAGCUAGGUUUCGACGACGAUGACAUCAUUCUCGCAUGUUUCAAUCAGGUCAACGCUCAUGCUGUUGUCGUUUGUCCUGACAAUCGAACUCAAAUCAUGCCAUUACAGCUUUACAAGAUAGAGCCGGAGAAGCGAGGAGUGGACCCAUCGCGCAUCGUCAGUCACGAGCAGUUUCCUCGGGAGAGAGAAUUUCGAGUGAAGGGACUGGCUGAUGUUUUCUUGGACACUCCUCUCUUCAACGCACACACUACUGCCGGCGACGUUCUGUGGAGCGGAGUUCCCAUCCUGACACUACCAGGAGAGAGUUUUGUACAGAGAGUCGCAUCGGGGAUGGUGAAGUCAGCAGGAAUGCAAUGGAUGGUCACGAGAAAUCUCCUUGACUAUGAAGAGCUUGCGGUUGCCCUGAUACAGCGGAAGGAGCGGGCGAAGAGCAUCAAGGGAAGACUAGAGGAUACAAGAGAUGAACUUCCUCUCUUCGACACUCAACUGCUUACUGAGGAGUUUGAACGAGGACUCCUGAUGACCUGGGAAGUCCAUGAGGCGAUAGGAGCUGCUUACAAUAUCGUGGUUAGCAGGUUGGGUGCAGAUCGCAACAUAUUCCCUGAUGGCAAGGUCGCAUCCUAG